Trypanosoma conorhini is the source of this 2208-nucleotide messenger RNA. Its product is annotated as putative ribose-phosphate pyrophosphokinase. Gene Ontology annotation, biological process: 5-phosphoribose 1-diphosphate biosynthetic process; purine nucleotide biosynthetic process. Bases 1 to 2208 code for a protein of 735 amino acids. Lineage: Eukaryota; Euglenozoa; Kinetoplastea; Trypanosomatida; Trypanosomatidae. The transcript has a single exon. Gene Ontology annotation, molecular function: magnesium ion binding; ribose phosphate diphosphokinase activity. Gene Ontology annotation, cellular component: cytoplasm; ribose phosphate diphosphokinase complex. The record is from RefSeq and is a predicted model, not a curated record.
AUGCUGCUGACAGGCAAAGGAGUUUCGGAGGGGCAGGCGUUUCACCGGCGCCUCCUGUCGGAGUACAACACGGACAUCACCCUCGAUAACUACGUGGCCUACUUUGAACUGAAGCCGAUAGCCAAGGCGGUGGAGCAGCUGCGAAAGGAGAUCGACGAGCGGAGGGCACUGGCGGCGGCCGAGGCGACUUCAGUCACGCUCUCGUCCGCAUCGCAGGGGGGUGCCGCGGAGGCCGCAUCAAGAACAGAGGAUGAGGCGGUGCUGGUGGCCAUGAAACAGCGGCGGCUGGAACUGGAGAAUAAAUUCUUUGAGGAGCUGCGGGCCUCCUUCCUAAAGGUGAAGAGUUACCUGUGGCAGCUGGAGGAUGACCUCCUGGUGCGGGUGCGUGAGUUGGAGCAGCUGACGGAGGAGGAGAUCCGCGCACGCCCGGAUGAAUGUAUUGCUCAGCUGUACGUGAAUGUUCAGACCAUCCUGCGCUACCGCUCCCUCAACCUUGCGGCGUUUCGCAAGAUCUUGAAAAAAUUUCUGGAGCGCUGCGCAUGCGAUAGCUUGGAGUUGCAACAGAAUCUGAAGGUUGUGGACGAUAUCAUCGCCAACAGCGCCAUCGCACAACCACGCAUUGACAUUCGCCGUAUUGCGCUGGAUCUGAUUGCACUCUACGGUACGGUGUAUCGCCUCACCUAUGAGGAGACAGUGGCACACUUAAGCCACUAUGAAUACAAGGCUGGGGUCAACAGCCGCCGUAUCCUAGCGCACAGCGAAACAUUUUUCUUUACGCUAAACUUUCCACACCAGGAAAGACAGGGAAACUUUGCGGUGCGCAUUGUAUCCGGGGACGCGAGCGUCUUUUGUGAAAAGAUGAUAUGUGAGGUGUUGCAGUGUGCACGGUUCCCGCCGUGUUGCAGUCAGUUUCCGAAUGGGGAGGUGAACGUAAAGUUCGCUCGAACCCUGCGCGGGGAUGAUGUGUUCGUGCUUCAGUCUAUGGUACGGUGCGAUCAAAUUGGCCUGUCGCUCUCUGGCACCUUCAUGGAGUUGGCGUUGGUGCUGCAUACGGCAAAGCUAAGCUCCGCCGCCCGGGUAACGGCCGUCAUCCCGUACCUCGCCUACUCUAGCAGCGUCUCCUCAAUGGCACUCGUGGCAGAGCUGCUUGAAAAGAUGGGCUGCCAACACGUGAUUACCGUUGAUAUGUAUAACGAGCAGACGGAAGGGAUGUUCUCUGUGCCGCUGGAAAAUAUAUCUGCCAGGUACGAGUUUGUUCGUUUCAUCGCCACCCAGCUGACAAACGAGGGGCACGAUUUCCGCAACAUCUCGGUUGUGGCACCCACGGGCAAUUCCGUCAACCGCGCAAAGUGUUUUGCAGAUGCCCUGAUGAACUACAAGAAGUUGUCAAGUGAGGAUCAGUUUGUCCCCGUCUGCACGGUAGUCCACCGCCAUGUGUGUCAGCUGUCGCCCCCCUUGACACACGUGUCGCCCGGAGCCUUUGAGGCCCGUGACCCGGCGGCAGAGGCGGCGGCAGCUGCAGCGCCUUCUGAUCUCAGGCUCUCCCCCCAUGCUCAGUUCAAUCAGGUCCCCGACCCAGAGGUGGUGGCACACACAAGCCGCAUGCCGCCAGAAGCCACGCAAGCAUUUUUCACCGCUGCGUAUCCGACUGGUGAGUUCCCCGGCGCUGAGGGCAUGAUGCGGCAACGCCAACCACGAGCAGGAACGGUGCUCAAUGCGUUUUUGUCUCCACCUGAUGGAGUAAGUCCAUGUCCUAGUGGCGCAAACGGCAUUUACGCCUACGAGCAGGCGCUGCGGCAACAGGAGGAGGGCGCCAGAGCCAUUCGCGAACGCCACCUAGAAAACCCCGCCCAAACCGAGGGCGUGGCACUCGUGGGUGACGUCAAGGACCGAAUUUGCAUCAUUGUCGACACCAUUAUUGACGAGGCGGUUAAAAUCUGCCGCACGGCGUGGAAGCUGCAUGAGGCUGGGGCAAGUCGCAUCAUCGUCAUGGCGACGCACUUCCUCCUCUCCGCUGGCGCCGAGGAGCGGCUCAUCAACAGCCCCAUCGACCUCGUCGUUGUCACCGACAGUGUAAACCAAGACGAGGCGUUCAAGAACCCACUAAUCGCACGAAAACUCCGGGUACUGCCCAUCGCCCCGCUGCUUGCCCGCGCUAUUGAGAAGAUGCACACAGAAAACACGCUCAGGACACUCUUCGAGAAGUAG